Trichomycterus rosablanca is the source of this 604-nucleotide messenger RNA. RefSeq names its product HOP homeobox (gene hopx). Gene Ontology annotation, molecular function: DNA binding. The record is from RefSeq and is a predicted model, not a curated record. Gene Ontology annotation, biological process: regulation of transcription by RNA polymerase II; cell differentiation. The coding region runs from base 135 to 374 and encodes 79 amino acids. The transcript has 2 exons. Gene Ontology annotation, cellular component: nucleus. NCBI's taxonomy places the organism in Eukaryota, Metazoa, Chordata, Actinopteri, Siluriformes, Trichomycteridae.
GUUGAUCGCAGCGCGUGCACUCACACGUCUCGGUUUGUACCGUGUGAGCAGGACGCAGGCAGGAGCUCCGGGACUCGGUGAGGGUAAUUAUUCUGACUCGGUUCCUGAGGCUCGGUGUGAACUGCAGGAUCGUUAUGGCUUGUAACGGGAGCGGGACGGCGGCCGGCUGCACGCGCCUGGAUGAGGAGCAGCUGCGCGUGCUGGAGGAGAACUUCACGCGCGGUAGCAGGAACCCGGACGGUGCGACGCUCGCGCUCAUCGCCGCCGAGUGCGGACUGAGCGAGGAGGAAACCAAGAAGUGGUUCUCGAUGCGUAACGCUCAGUGGAGGAAAGCCGAGGGACUGCCUGCACAACUGGGAUCAGUGAAGGACUGAAGAAAUGCAAGAAUCUCUCUGUACACAGCUCAUACGCUUCGUAUCUCUGUCCAGUAUCUGUGCUCUGUCUGUAGUUACGUUCUGCAUGGAUCCAUGCUCAUACGGCUCAACGAUUGUUGAAUUUUAGGAUUUAUUCUAUAUUCUUUGUUUAUAGGUCUAAUGUGAAGUAUAUGUAUAUUGCAAAUAACUAUCAUGUUUACAUUAUUAAAUAAUAAUGGUAUAUUUGUGUA